This is a messenger RNA of Aspergillus affinis, 1230 nucleotides long. RefSeq lists its product as uncharacterized. The record is from RefSeq and is a predicted model, not a curated record. Bases 1 to 1230 code for a protein of 409 amino acids. Lineage: Eukaryota; Fungi; Ascomycota; Eurotiomycetes; Eurotiales; Aspergillaceae. The transcript has a single exon.
AUGGAGGGGCGUAAUCUAACCCCCGACAGUAAUUUUGCCAUUGUUUACCCUUUCCUUUUCCUGCUUCUCCCACCUCUUGUGUUUUCCAUCCUCUUCCUGUUAUCCUUCGUCAAAAUUCACUUCGUCACCAUGGAUCCACCAAAGCUGCCGGUGCAUCCUUUCUCCGAGCGUGAGGAUAACACCGACAGCACCGACAGUAUUCACUCUACAGACAAGGCGACCACUUCCGUCAGAUCUGCGCCUCCUUCUCACUCCCCGACACCAUCUCAGCUCUCCAACAUCCUGGACAGCGCUCUGGAUGAUAUCCAGAUUCCAAUUCUGCAACCUGUCGUGGUGCACCACAGGCCCAGACCUGUAGUCAGUCUUCCAUCUGUACGUGCCCUUUCAACACUACCAACUCCACAGGAUCUGGUUAACGGGUUUUUUUUCUUACUCGGAAAGACUAUGGCCAGCCUUAAGGAUGGCGAAAGCGCCGAAGUCGUUCCGUGGGAUGGAAAGAUACAGUGGGCCAUCAAGGGCUGUAGUGUUUUUGACAAUUCAAACCAGGAGUUCGAGGCCAUGACUUACCGUCCGAACCUGCUAUCCCGGCAACGGAUCCACGACGUCUGGAUAUUUCAGUACGGCGUGCGCUACAUCCCAUCCAGCCAGGAAAAGAACAUCUAUCGGACCGUCCGCAUUCAAGGCCUCCCUGCAAACAUGAAGCUCAGUCAGGUCCUACCCAGCAUCCCGGGAGAGAUAUAUUGUGCUCGUCUGGUGAAUACCCGGCCGAUCAUCGGAUCCAAUACCGCCAUAGUCACAUUCGUUUCGCAAGUCGACGCGGUGCGCUUCAUCCAGGCCUCGAACAAUGGGUUGGAUUUGGGACUGGUGUUGGCCCAGGUGAUCCCGGUGAACACUCCCACUUACCCCAUGCCCGUGGAAAUGGAGAGGAUGAUUUUUGAUAAGAACAAUACGCGGUGCCUCUGUGUGUACGAUGCUCAUGGCAGUCCGAAGGAAAGCAUCUCGCGAGUUCUUAUGAAGCCCUGGAAUGCCGAACUCGAAAGCAUCGAAGAGGGCCAUCUGGCAGGCGAGGUUUACGUUCGUUUCCACUCGAUUAAGGCGGCGGCGGCGGCAUGUGAGUUUCUGAAGGGCCACACUGGUCUGUGUCAUUGUAAAUUCCGAUUCUUGAAGCAAUUCUGCGCUCUGCCUCCAUCGCCGGUCAGGGCACCAUCGCCACCAUCGCCACCUGAGUAG